Messenger RNA from Leptinotarsa decemlineata (Colorado potato beetle), 1783 nucleotides. RefSeq lists its product as uncharacterized. Gene Ontology annotation, cellular component: dystrophin-associated glycoprotein complex; sarcolemma. NCBI's taxonomy places the organism in Eukaryota, Metazoa, Arthropoda, Insecta, Coleoptera, Chrysomelidae. The record is from RefSeq and is a predicted model, not a curated record.
CAAAUCACCGUGGUAUACCUGUAUGACGCGACAGUAGAUACCUAUCAACCCACUGACAUUGAAUACUUUAAGUGGUUUGAAUUCCUCAAUCCGUUUAGACCCGUUUCCUACAAAUUACUAUGUGAAAUACCAUUGAGUGAUUUUAUUGACGUCCAAAACUGGUUCCGAAUGUCCAAAACAGUGUGAAAUUGGUGUAUAAUUCAUUUGGUUGCGCUAAAUUACCUAUGAAUAUUCGUUAUGGACGUUUCGGAUGGAGAUCUCUCAACUUCAGUCGUCAAUCUGAAGCACCACAAAGAAGAUAACUCACAUCGACCGUUGAGUCACUAUGACAAUAAUCAUCUAACGGAAAAGAAAAACUUGCUGUCUUCGAACAACAAUGCAAGCAUUCAACAAAUUCACCAGAUUCAUCCCGUUGACUCUACUCAGAAUUUGGCUCUGAACACUACCGUUCCACAAAAUAUCGCAGAGCAAAAUAUAGUUGGAAAACAUAUGCCAACGAGGAAUAGUCUGAAACACAGCCGAAUGGUCGUUCUCAACAAAACUUGUCAAACGGUACCUACAACUACCGUGUCGAGUAAUUUGAAAUACAAGAGUUUAGGAAAGCUACUUCUCAUUGGAAUUUCCGUACUGAGCGGAUUGCAGAUAGCUAUUUCACUUUGGUUGUUAUUAUGGUCACCAAAUCUCAGAGCAAGGGAUAAUCCAUACUGGAGUGCAAUACCGGGCAUUAUUUCCGGAUUCCUAGGAAUAACCUACCUCACCUGCUGUUUCAAAGAAUGCUCUCGAAACAGUAAACUUAUUUAUUGGCUGAAAUUCUUGAAGUAUAUUUCGAUAACCGUCAGCGUUAUAGCUGUGCUAGCUUCUUUCAUCAUAUUCUUCUUCUCUUUGAUGCACCUCAUCACUCUGGAAUCGGCAGUGUGUUCCCCUCCAGGAAAGCUAGAAACCACUUGCUUAUGCCGGUCUAACUCAACAGAGGAAAGUCUUCAGACGGACAGUUACCACUACGUAGACCUCAGCUGUUCAGAGGUGAACAACAUUUUGUGGACAUUAGUUUUAGUAACGUGUGUUACAAACGCAGUAAUUCUGCUGUUCGAAAUGGUUUAUUUGUACUUACACUGGAUAAGUAAGGACAUUCACGAGUACUCCAGAGUCCCUACGAAAAUAACUGAGCUGAAACUUUACAAAUCAAACAGGUAGCAGCUGAUCCUAAAACAAAACGUUUUUCGUUUUUUUCAAUUGAUUUUGAACUGAAUUUUUACUAUUCGGGUUGAGAGAUUCAUAAAAAACAAACCUUUCUCCGAAAAAGCAGCUCUCUAAGGUGCAAUCUAGUUGAUAUAAUUGUCUCUCCAAAGAUUAGACAAUAAAUUAUUUUGAAUACAGGGUGUUAACUAACAAAUAAUGUCACGAAUUCUAUUAUGUUGAAUGACAGUGAAAAUGUUCAUGAAUGAAGAGUGAGGAAUAUUUAAUCACAUAAUAUAGAAACCGCUCUCACCUCAGCAUUCAUUUAUUAAUUUUUCAGUUCUAUUUCAAACCCUCAAAGUUACAACUUAUGAAUGUCCAUAAAAGUUGAACACUGGUAACUUCACUUGACAGUGGAGAAACCUUAGCAGAAUAACAGACUUGAAUUUGAGAAAAUUGUGACACAUUUUUCAGUGGUAUCAACAAUAGCAAGGGUUUUAUACUCCAAUAAAUCACAGCUGAACUAGUCAUUUACUGGCACGUUUUAUUGAUAAUUAUUAUAGAAGUGUAAAUAUAUAAUUAAUAAAGAUAUAUUUUAUUUAAAAAA